Molecule: messenger RNA, 572 nt
Organism: Neoarius graeffei (lesser salmon catfish)
Lineage: Eukaryota; Metazoa; Chordata; Actinopteri; Siluriformes; Ariidae
Gene: mustn1a
Product: musculoskeletal, embryonic nuclear protein 1a
Exons: 3
Coding region: 260-490 (76 amino acids)
Biological process (GO): tissue regeneration; chondrocyte proliferation; chondrocyte differentiation
Cellular component (GO): nucleus
Source: RefSeq, a predicted model, not a curated record
GCUUCAAAAUACAUCUAAAGGCACAAUUUAUUUUUCACAGCUGCAUGAACCAGUUAGAAUAAAAAGCCAUCAUAUACAUCACCGUGUGAACUGAGGAAGAGGGAGGAGGAACAGACUGACUCAUGCUUCGGCCAGCAUAAUUAUAGUCCAUUGGGGUUUGUGUGUAUUUAAAGGAAGGAAGGAAACAUCAAGAGCUCCAAGCAAAUCUACAAGGCUGCAGUAUAGUCUGGAUUUGAGCACCAGUUGAAACCUCCUGAACAUGUCUCAGCUACAGGAGGAGAGCGAGGAGGGCAAGAUAAAGAGGCCAGAGGUGAGGGAUGAGGACCUGAUUCAAGCAAGGGAUAAGCUGGCAUUCGGGACUACAGUGAAGAGCAAGACGUUUGAAGUGAUGGAGGAAUGUGAGCGUGCGGGAAAAGUCGCACCGUCUGUGUUCAGUAAUGCUCGAUCAGGAGCAGAGACCGUCUUCAGCAAACCCAGCAGGAAAAAGUGACAUGGAAAAUCACAUUUACAUACUUUCAAAAUUUGUAUUGUAUGUUGUUGAAAAAGGAUUGAAUAAAAACAGAAAAGUUAUA